Plasmodium vivax (malaria parasite P. vivax) is the source of this 6339-nucleotide messenger RNA. RefSeq lists its product as hypothetical. NCBI's taxonomy places the organism in Eukaryota, Apicomplexa, Aconoidasida, Haemosporida, Plasmodiidae. The transcript has a single exon. The coding region runs from base 757 to 6339 and encodes 1860 amino acids. The record is from RefSeq and is a predicted model, not a curated record.
GAGGUUAAAAAAAAGAAAGAAAAAAAAAAACAUGUCAAAGGAAGAAAAAAUUUAAACCUCAGUUGAAGGCAAAGCUGAAACCAAAGUUAACCUUAUUUUGCCGUUCGCAUUUGCCCUACAUGUAAUUAAUGCUUGCUUGCCGAUGCCGUGCCAGGUAAAUUCAUUUUUGAAUACCCGGUGGAGAAGGGCAGGCAGGCGUAUUUUCCCCACCAUUUUGCAAACAUGUAUGGUUAUUCUUGGUUAUGCCAAUUUUUAAGCGACUCGACUGGCGAGUUUAACUUCUUUGCCAACCAGAGAGGCUCCCCCCGCGAAUAGCGCUGCUUCGGCCGCUGCAUAUUUUUUUUUUCCACUUGGCAGCACUGCAACCCUGCAACUUUGCCAGACCAUUUUUUCUACAUUCCCGGUGACCGCUUUACGAGGCAGUUUUAUCCGCCCAGAACGUAUGCACUUGUAAUAGGGCACGGCUGGGGGAAGGGCAUCAAUUUGUUUUGGGCUGCGACCCCCGAGAGCGUACAUUUGAAUAACUGCGCCGGGACCAGGCAUAAAGCAAUCCCGAGGAUUGAGAACAACUUAACCGAAGGGGGGCGAACAGUAGGGAGUGAAUAGUACGGAACGUAUGAGCCCCCCCCCGGAGCGCAUAAAAAGGCAUCCACGUCUUCCUGCGGAUAGGCUGUACCCACCUCGCUCACCGCGCUAUAAUAGUAACGACUUGGAGAGACUCCCCCCCAAGCGCACCUGCGGUGACGCCCCGAACAAAUGGAUAAGUUUAAAAAAUGCAAAAGGAAAAAUGUGGGGAGUCUGAAGAAGGCGAAGAGUUUUAUUAAAAGAAAAAAAGACCCCUCGCACGUGAGUAGCAGCGGGAACGGCGCGACGAACGACUUCAUCACAAACGUAAUUAUAAAAUACGUGAACCAGAGGAAACAUGAAAAGCAGAAAAAUGGAGCGAACGUGCAAAAUGAACAGUACAGGCAAUUCUUUGCAGACGAAAAUGCAAGCGAAAUGUUGAAGGAACGCCUGUUUGGAAAAAACGAAAUUGGAGAGAUAGAUAUACUUAAAAAUUGCCUCCUUUUUAAUGAAAAAAAUGAACUUCUCCAAAAAGUGAGCUACACAAUUCUGUAUGAUGUUAUAAAAAAAUGUAUAGACCACGAACAUGUGUUGAUGAAGGUGGAAGAAUUAGGAUUCACAGCUGAAAAUAUAAGAGACAAAAAUGACGAGCAUGUAAGCAUAUGCUCCAAGUACAAAGCUGACGUUUUUUUUGGGUACAUAUAUAAAAAUUUAAAGGCCAUAAAAAUUACCAAAAAUUUUCAAUUUCUAUGCAAACUUAUGAGUGUGAUGAGAUUUGUCACGGGUAUUAUGCCCUAUAUGUACAAAGUAAAAUUUUUAUUUUCUCUUUGCUCCAUUUUUAAUAUAUACCAGAAGGAGUGCGAGAGUGGUAGGCAGCACCCAACGGUGCUGGGCAUCCCCAAAAGGGGGGGAACUCAACAAGGCGACAGUGCAGCCCCGCAGAAUGACACCCUUUUUGUCAGUUCGGAUGAGGAAGACCAAUUUUGCCACCUCCUUUUUGAGCUCCUAAAUGAGUUAAUAAAUCUGCACGAGAAUUAUAACACAUACGACGAUCACUACCAGGUGUUUAACUUCUUCGUUUUGAGGUGGAUUUUAGUCUACUUCCAAAAUAAGCACCCCUUUUUUGCCAAGGGGAAGAUGGUGCAUUCCUUGGCCAAGGUGAAAUACGUCAUGUUGUUAUUCACUCUGUUGAGGAGGCUACACGAGAGUGCAAGUAAGAUAGCGGUUUUGGAGAGCAAAGUUUGCGGCGGAGGGGGAAACGCGCUAAGUGGUACCCUCGCGGGGGGGAUCCACAUGAUGGAAAAUAACCGUGUAGAGGCAGACUGUACGAUUUACCACCCACCUGAGGAGGAAGGCACAAAUGCGCCUCUCCUUCCGAAUGAGCAGCAGGCCUUCAAAUAUGGAGCGGCCCACCCAAGCGAAGCAACCCUGUUAGACGUACUACACCAAAAUGAGAACGUAAAAAAUGAGAAAAUAAAAAGUAACCAAGUCGAAUUAAAGACCAUGUUGGAGAGCUUUUACGAUAAGGUCGAUUUGCAAGUGGAAAGGAGGUUCAAAGAAGUGAAGGACACCAUGAAUACCCUCACGCAGAGUGUAUUUAUGACGGCCUACAAUUUAAUUAGCAGCAUGCACAUUGUACAUAGACACAUCGCAUUGCUGCAUUUUUCUUUUAAUUUUUUAAAAAUGAAAUCUUUUGAAUAUUCCUACUUUAUCAUUUUUAAUGCAUUUCAAUUGCUUAACAAAUUGUUAACGGUCCAGAAUUUUGCAAUUCACCCGAUGAUCUUUUUGGCUACCCAAGAGGUUUUCUCCUUUUACGAAAAUGUGGUCAUUCAUUUGUAUAAGGGGAAGGAUGAUCCGCAGGAGGAGUUCUACCAGUUUUGCGAAAAGUUUAAUUCCAAGCAUAGUGGAGUCUAUUCAUCCGUUUUGAAGAAAAUUUGGAGUUUGUACAUGCUCAUAAUUUCGGAUGAAUACGUCAAAAGAGAGAAAGGAGGAGGGAACCCCACUGAGGGCAACCUGCAUUUUGUUCUUAACCAGGUGGAGAAACAGACAGACGCACCAGAAGGGAGCAACAAAUUAACCAGUAUACUAAGAAUCACCGAUUUGGAAUUCCCAACAGAGUACAAAAUGAUCAUCCUCAAAUCUGCAGAUGAGACGUACAAGAACUGCCUAACGAAUUGCCUAUCGAAGACAUUUCGCAUACUAGGCUUCAGCACCUUUUUCGAAGAAUAUUUUUUUUUCACCAGCAGGGAGUUGCUCUCCAAGGAUGUGUUCAUACUGAAUAGAGUUUUAAAAGAUACCAACAAGACGUACCACGGAGGGAAUUUCAAAUUUCUCAUCAAUUUUUUCUACCCUUUACUUAUGCAUUUCAUCGAUUUGUAUGAAAGGGAAGAAGAGUAUACCAUUAAGAGGAAGUGCUUUUUAGGCUAUAUAAAAAAUGUGCUGGUCCAUUUCUCGCGGGCAUUAAAUGACUGCAUCAAUUUGUACUAUUUCGUCUCUACCAAUCUGGAGGACUUAUACAUAUUGGUAACCAAAUUCACCAACUGUAAUGAUUUCCACUUGCUGCCACUGUUUGUUAAUUUUUUCAAGAAUUUUUACCUGUCCACGCUGAAGGCCAACGGUCAGGGGGCACAGUGGUCCCCCUACAGUGUACAUUAUGACCAAGCGGGGAGAGACAUUAAGUGCAAAUAUAGCCUCUUAAAUUUAAAGAAAAAUAAUUUCUUCUUAAACCACAUUUCGGACAACUUGCUGAAAAUAUUUUUGCCCAGAUUUAUCUCCAUUGUGACGUCUCACUAUGAGCAGAAGUUUGCUAGCGCCGCUUUGCAGUCGAGCGGAAAUAGGACCGGUGUAUCCAUGGUCAUUGAAAGUUUUUCAAAUUUGCUACACGUUGCUUUGCAGUUUUCUUCCGACGCAAAUUUGAGUGAAGUGCUGAGUCUCCUCGAGCAGGUCAUCCUCAGGAACGAAAUUGAGAAGGAAAUUUAUUCCCUCAUUAGCAUAAUCAUUGUGUUGAAAAUUUUAACUCCAUUUUUUACCUAUGAGGAACUCACCCUCUGCUCGCUGUAUUACCAGAAGUUGCUGCAUUUGGUGGGCGAGCUGGUCAGUAGGAAAAUGUCCUCCAUAAGGGGUUCAUUACGCGGCUUGAGGGGGAGAAGGGCGGACAGAGGAGGGGCGAAUAAUCAAUUGGAAAAACCUAUCGGAGGGGGGAAUCGCCGUAUGAGAAGCGCAGAACAGGGCUGUUGCGUCAACCCCAUCGGCGUGAGCGCAAAUGUAAAUACAAAUGCAAAUACAAAUAUAAAUGCCCAGUUUGAACUUCCAACCCAGGUGAAUGGAGAAAUGGGCGCAACGGCAAUGGGCAGUCAAAAUGGGCUCCCUCCGCUGAGCAGUAAUGGAAUCCGCGGGCAGCAUGACAACUUGAUGCAGAUUGACUGCGCGGGCGCCCCCUUUGGCGACCCCCCCCAGGUGCAGGCUGCCCAGUGUGGAGACACCCCCACUGCGCGCAGCAAAGGAAGAAGAAAUUCUAAGAGCACCACGCGAAGGGGAAACAAGGAUCAAAAAAGUAUCGACAAAAAGGGCAAAAUUAGAGGCCUCAUUAAGAAGGAAAAGCGAAAAAACGACUCCGCGAAAAAGGAAAAGGCAAGAAGGACAAAAAUUACAAAAGAGCUAAAAAUGGACGUCGAAAAGUACAAAUUUGUGAGGAUCCUCAUAUACGACAAUGUUGCGGCGCUGUUUAAAUAUUUCGGAAAUAUAUUUUCAAAAAGAAAUAACUAUAGGGACUCCAGUGGUGGGGUUAGCAUAAAUAUGGGCUGCUCCACCAGUGGGAUAUGCGAGAGCGUACCAAGUGGCAUGCGCCACAUGAGCAGAAACGAGAGGCUCAUCCUUAGCAAUGUAUAUGUGGACGGCAGAGUGGUCCAGAGCAAACUCCCCGCCAUGAUGACCAAGGAGAAUAUCCUCCCCUUUUUCGAUAACCUAGACAGCUAUAAUAUAAAUAAGUAUAUUAAAAAAUUUUACGUGUACCUGAAUGGCCUGACGUUUUACCUAAAAGAGGGGAAACUUCUCGAUAGGGACUACUGCCACGAGUUAUUUUUUGAAAUGCUGCCACUCAUAAUGAAGGCCCUAUUUUACAUCAACAAAAAGUUCACCACCAAGUUGAGGAGAAAUAGCCUAUUUGAACAUAUAACUCAAUUGGGUUCAUCCAAUUUGAAAGCAUUAUUUCUGCACGUGACGCCAGGUUUGUUGGUGGAAGAAGCCAGUUGCAAGAAGAUAGCCAUUUACCUUCUCUACUUGCUUGUAAGAAGGUACAAAAUUGAGUAUGGGGACCAGGUACAGUUAUUCAGUGUUUGUGUAGCCCUAUCAAAUGGUAGUGAGAAGAGCCUCUUAAAAAUUUUCGUAAAAUUUUUGCUCACCUGUGUAAAACACUUUAGAAAAGACCUCAUCCUGGGGAACAUGCCACAGCUCAUGAAUCUUCUUAAUACCAUUUCACAAAUGAAGAGGAGGGCACUUAACUACCUCGUUGAGAAAUUUCUCUACAGAUUAUACCUCUUUGUAAGCGAAUCUGAGGUAGUAACGGAACAGAAGGAGAAACCGCACGAUGUUAUUAUGACCUACUUGUCCAAGGCGAAUAGGAAAAUGUUCAACAAAAUGGUACAGAAGAAGGGGCUCCACGGUAGUGAAAAUAGGAGCGAUAGAAGCGAUGAUGAUGAUGGUGUGCGUGGAAGGCGACUGGCUCACCACCAGAGGAGAGACAAACUGAAAAGCAGAGAUGCCCAAAUAACGGCCAAUUCAUCAGACGAAGGGUCGUCCGUCAUGUCCUAUGCCCUUUCGGAGGAGGAUGCGCUGUCCGAAUCGAGCGGGGCGAGUGAGCAGGGAGGGGCGCUACUGAACAAGGGAAGAAACAAACGCGGUAAGAAGCAUACGAAGCAGGCGAAGCAGACGAGCCAGACAAACAACCGCAAUUUGAAGGCAAAAAAUCAGAACCGCAGUUUGGCCAACUUUUUCGACAAUUUAAAAAGCAUGAGGGGGCAGAAGGAGACGAGCUACAUAAAAGCCGCCGUGGACGACAUCCUGCAGGGCCAAAAUAAAAGAAAAAGAAAAAAAGAAAAGGGAAAGGAGAAGGGGAAACAGAACGGCAACGAGAAAGAGACCAAUGUCAAAGUCAACCGAAACGUAAGUGAUGUGCUCAACAACUUGGGAAGCUCCCUUUUUAAGAACAAAGCAAAGUUUAACAUCCCCUUAUCGAAUGAAAAGGAAAUAAACGACCUAUUUGGCGAACAGUAUUUCGUGAAGCGAGGGUUGAGGAAGGAAAGGAAAAGGGCAAGCGGAGGAGGAGGUCAGUCUGGCCACCGAAACUCCGACUAUGACCAUAGCGAUGGUGAUGAAGACGAGGGGGAUGACGCAAAUGUAGAAGUGGGACUGGAUGGAAAGAUUAUUAUCCACCCUGUAAAUGCGAAUUUGCAAAAUGCGAGAAAUAAAAAGAAAGACGAUGUGAUGAACAGAAAGUAUAACCCCCUGAAUGAGAAGCAAAACAUGCACGCCAAACUGAAGUUACACAACAAACAGAAAAAUAAAAAAAAAGCGAACACCUUCGUCACGGCGGAUAAAAAGGCAUACACGUCGAAGAAGGGAAAGGGGGACAUCAUCAAGAAGGACAAACUACUCCCCUACUCGUACGUUGAGUUGAAGCCUAUUAUGACCAAAGACAAAUUUAGGACCAAAACGCUGCACGCAUUUCGAUCAAUUAAGAAUAAUUCCAAGAGAAGGGCCAGGAGGGGGAAAAACUGA